AUGUCUAUUUUAACGUUAGAAUCUUUACCGAAUGAAAUCUUGGUUAAACUUUUCGAGAAAUAUAUCGAUGGCACAGAUAUUAUCCAUGCAUUUGCUGGUCAACAAAAUCAACGUAUUGACGACAUCGUUGCUAUAUGCCAACGACUGUGCUUCAAUUUCCAGAGUUGUCGAAAAGAUGAUUUUCAAGUUUGGAUUGGCUUAGUACCGAAUUAUGUGACAAAAAUUCAUGAAUUGAUUUUAUCUGAUUACAACUCGUUCGGUCAAGUUUGCGCUUUCCUAACUGCCUUUCCAACAUUCCAACAAUUUACUGAACUUCACAAACUUUACAUUCAUUUCCAUGGAUGUGCAGUCGACUGGUCGGUCAUUCAAACGGCUUUGCUUUCACUUACAAACACACCACUUGAGACUCUUAUUCUGAAGAAAUACGAUCGUGAAAGAAUGCCGUUUAGUUUGCAUGUUCCUGAUGAUGACGAUGGUGUACGUUUGUCAAGACUGAAGCAACUUUACUUCGCUGGGAAUUUUACCUGCAGACAAUGGAAUUUCAUUCAAGUCUUGUCGCCAAAUCUCGAAUAUUUAACGAAUUUAAAUAUCAACGUCGAAUUUUCCUAUUUACAACGAAUCUUUCGACAAUAUCCUCGUCUGAAAUAUCUUAAUGUUCGAUUUGUAUCAAAAUCAUAUGAUGCUGUAGUUUACAAUGGUUACUCUUCGGAAGUCGAAGUUCGACCGUUAUCUACUCUUCAUACGUUUAUUUUGUCGUUUCCACAGGAUCAUGUGACAGUGUUCGAGGAUUUGUCGAGAUAUUUGGACCUGAUGCCAGCUUUAAGCUAUUUAGAUAUUAAGGCACAUCGCGCACUUCUUAAUGCAACACAAUGGAGAAGUUUUCUUCACACAGCAUUAUUUUCACUUACGCAUUUUCACUUGAAGACACUAUACCGUCAUAUACAUAAUGAACUUGAUAGACUUUUAGACGCAUUUGAAACUCCCUUCUGGAUAGAUAUGACGAAUUUUUACUUCAUUAUAACUGAACACCAACAUUUCGAUUCGGAUUCAUUUCGAAGGGGCAAGUCGUCUGAUGGAGAUGAAGACGAAUUCGAUUAUCCAGUCACUCGAUGGUGGAUAGUUCCUUUUCGUGGUCUUCAUGAUGAUAUUCCUGUCAACGAUAUCACCAGUUUUGGUAUCCCACACAGAAUGCAUUCUUUAUCACCGUAUUAUCAAUUUACUAAAGUUCAAAGUCUCACAAUUUGUCGACUUGAUGAGAGUGUACUCGCAUGGCUUCAAACGCAUUUGAAUCUUUCCGGAAUAAAACAUCUUGAUCUAUCAAACAUACCAGAUACAAGUGAUACAUUGAAUUCGCUUGUAUCCAAUAUUCAAGAUAUAGUUUCAUUACGAGUCAGUCGUGAUCAGCUACGCGGUAAUUGGCACCUUAUUAUAGAUCAAAUGAAGUCGCUCAAAGCUUUGUAUAUUUCAUCCAGAUAUGAAUCCGAUGUUUGUGAUAGAGAUGUUCAAUUAAUUGCUCAAUUAUUUCCCACCAUAGAGCAUUUAGCAAUUAGAACAAUAGCAUCGGGAAAUGUGUCAAUCGCACGAAUUCGAAUACCAUCUAUUCGUUUUAUUUCAAUUGAAUCAGCUGAUUCAGAAGGGUUACCCGACUGGACGAAUAUAUCCAACUUAUUCUAUCGUGAUCUAAUAACCUAUGAUCGGUUCACAUCACGACGAAGCCUCAAAACUAUAACAACUUGGAUUGACUCCACAAUGCAAUCAGAUCAGUCGUCAGCAAGAAACAGAUUGCAAAACUAG
This is a messenger RNA of Adineta ricciae, 1794 nucleotides long. The record is from the annotation of a GenBank genome assembly. Lineage: Eukaryota; Metazoa; Rotifera; Eurotatoria; Adinetida; Adinetidae.